This is a messenger RNA of Akanthomyces muscarius, 363 nucleotides long. RefSeq lists its product as uncharacterized. The record is from RefSeq and is a predicted model, not a curated record. The transcript has 3 exons. The coding region runs from base 1 to 363 and encodes 120 amino acids. NCBI's taxonomy places the organism in Eukaryota, Fungi, Ascomycota, Sordariomycetes, Hypocreales, Cordycipitaceae.
AUGGGAGACGCUGCGACACCUCGAUCUGGUCUCAUUGACGAGUUCCUACAGGCCAUGGAAGAUCAAGCAUCAGAGCCAAUGCCAGUAGACCGACCAGUCGCAAGGCAAGCACAGCAACGACCAGACCCAGUGCAAGUACACCCAGCACUCACAGAUUUCUACAUCUUCUGCGAUCUUGUUACUGUCCAAGGCGCGGAUGUUCGAUACUCUCCAAACUGGAAUAUGUUUUUGAACAUGGGAUUCAAGGGAACUGAAGACGAACUUGCUAAUAUUUUGCAUUGUCAGACUAAGUUGAUUGACCACAGCGAUACUGAUCAUGCGGGACGAACUGCAGAAAUCAUUGAUACAGCGACGGCAUCUUAA